This is a messenger RNA of Xenopus laevis (African clawed frog), 3174 nucleotides long. It is a transcript of the gene znf665l.S, whose product is annotated as zinc finger protein 665-like S homeolog. The transcript has 3 exons. Gene Ontology annotation, cellular component: nucleus. NCBI's taxonomy places the organism in Eukaryota, Metazoa, Chordata, Amphibia, Anura, Pipidae. The record is from RefSeq and is a predicted model, not a curated record. The coding region runs from base 311 to 2401 and encodes 696 amino acids. Gene Ontology annotation, biological process: positive regulation of transcription by RNA polymerase II; regulation of transcription by RNA polymerase II; regulation of DNA-templated transcription. Gene Ontology annotation, molecular function: RNA polymerase II cis-regulatory region sequence-specific DNA binding; sequence-specific DNA binding; DNA-binding transcription activator activity, RNA polymerase II-specific.
AAGCUUAGAGGAGUAGGAGGAGCUCAGCUGACAGUCAGGAGAGGGAGGGCUGGCAGAGAGCUGGAAGGGAGUGUUGGUUGCAGAGCAGGGCUGAUUUCUUCUCCUGAUGUCAGACUGAGGGAGGAACUUCCUGCUUCCUCUCAAUCCCCUGCUGCCACCCCUAUAGGCUUUUUGAUUUUUUUAGGGGCCUGGCAUCCAUUGCUGCGUUGGAUGUUUUGGGGCUGCUGCCCCCAUUCUUGGAUGUGGGGGGGAGGCGCAUACCCCCGUCAGGUUGGUCGGAGCAGCCAAAAGGCCCCAUCCCGGCUCCGUUAUGAUUUGCUCGGUGACAGCUGGGGACAGGCUGAGCCUCACAUCAACCCGGAGGGAACUGGAGAAGCCCCUGCCGGAGGGAGACUCAGCUCAGGUCCCUGUAACAUUUGAUGAUGUUGCCGCCUAUUUUUCUGAGGAUGAAUGGAAGGACUUGGAGGAAUGCCAGAAGGAACUGUACAAGGAUAUGAUGAAGGAGAAUUAUGAAGCCCUGAUUUCUCUGGGUAAUUUCACACCAUACAGCACCAACUCUUUACUGCUGGAUGAUGGGCCUGUCAGUGAUAAGGAAAAGUCCAAAUACAAUGACAAACUGGAAAGUAUUGCGACCCCAUCCCUGCCCAUGUUGGAUCAGGUGUUACCCUGCCCCGAUAUGGGAAAUGAAAGCACAAGCCAACCAGAGCCAAACCAGCCUGAGCCAAGUCAGCUGGAACAGAAUCAAAUGGGAAGCCCAGGAGAGAAUGAGGCUUCUUGUACAGAGACCUCUGCCAACCAAACAGAACCUGGAAAGGACGAAGCAGAGAAGCAGUAUCAGUGCACGCAAUGUGGAAAGAACUUCCGGAAAAGGGACAGCCUAAAACGACACCAGCAAACGCACACCGGGGAGAGGCCCUACAACUGCAUAGAGUGUGGCAAGAGCUUUAUCCAAAAGCAGCACCUGGUGACCCACCUGCGCACACACACCGGGGAGAGGCCUUACAAAUGUGAGGAAUGCGGCAAGAGCUUGAGCACAAAUGAGCGACUGAAAAUCCACCAGCGAAUCCACACGGGCGAGAGGCCUUACAAGUGCGACGAUUGUGGGAAGAGCUUUAGGGCUCACCGGGUACUCAAGGUCCACCAGCAGACACACACAGGAGAGAGGAUCCACAAGUGUGAGGACUGUGGCAAGCGUUUCCGGCACAAGCAGACCCUCUUGGCCCACCAGAGAAGCCACACUGGCGAGACCACGUAUCAGUGCAAUGAGUGUGGUGAGAGCUUUCGGACCUUCAAGCACUUAAAAUUUCACCAAAAGCUUCACCGUGGGGAAAAGCCCCAUGAAUGUGAGGACUGUGGGAAAGGGUUCAGGAAAAGGGAGCACCUCAGGAGACAUCAGCAAAUCCACACGGGGGAGCGCCCCUUCUCCUGUGAAGAAUGUGGCAAAGGCUUUAUCCAGAAGCAUCACCUGGUGAGACACCAGAGAACCCACACAGGAGACAGGGCCUUCACGGUGGUCAUAGUGGAAGAAUUUAAUUAUUCCAAUAACAACAGCAAGAACAAUGGCAACUAUAAGGGCAGUCCACAUAUCUGUAGCGAGUGUGGAAAGAGCUUCACUACUUAUGAACAUCUGAAGCGCCACAACAGGAUACACACUGGGGAACGACCCAACAAGUGCGCAGAUUGUGGCAGGACUUUUAAAUCUCAGAAGCUUCUGAAGGCCCAUCGACAGGCCCAGGAUGAGGAGACGGGACUUUGUAAGGAGGAGGACAGUGAGAACAGUGAAAGCCAACACAUUGGGCCUGGAGAGAAGCCAUUCGAAUGUGGUGAGUGUGGGAAAAUGUUCCGCUUUCUCAAGCACUUAAAGUUCCACUUGCACACGCACACGGGAGAAAGGCCCUUCAAGUGCGAAUCCUGCCAGAAAACGUUCAGGAAAAGAGACUGCUUGAAACGGCACCAGCAGAUCCACACGGGGGAAAGACCUUUCACCUGCACCGACUGUGGUAAAGGUUUCAUUCAGAAACAGCACUUGGUGAGGCACCAGAGAACUCACACGGGGGAGAGGCCUUACAUCUGCAGCGAGUGCGGCAAAACGUUCAGCACGUGCGAACACCUGAAGAUCCACGGGCGCACCCACACGGGGGAGAAGCCGUACAAGUGCAACGACUGUGGUCAGAGCUUCCGCAAGCGGGAGUACCUCAAGUGCCACCAGCAGACCCACACCGGAGAGAGGCCCUUCACGUGCACCGAGUGCGGCAAAAGCUUCAUCCAGAAACACCACCUUAUUGCUCAUCAUCGGACCCACACAGGGGAAAGACCAUACCAGUGCAAUGACUGUGGGAAAACCUUCAGGCACAAGCAGAACCUGACCACACAUCAGAAAACCCAUGGCAUUGGCUUGUAAGGGCUCAAAGGCCCAAACUCACAUCUGGGCUUUUUAUUGACCUUCCUCCCAGUUUUCAUUCUGGCUUCUACCUGGCUUAGAUAGGCUUCCAUUAUAUAUAAUAUAUAUGGUGUCUGCUCUUCAGGAACGAGACAAUCACAGCGGUCCCGGCAUGGAGAACAUUAGAAUUUGGAAGGAAUUCUAUGAUUUUGAUUGACCUGUUGUCUGGUCUCACAUACUUGACAAUACCGAACGUAUCCUGUUGAAAUAUUGCUCCAUAAUGAUUCCCCGCUCCUUGGCUUGUACCAUUUCUAAUAUUACAGGAAAGCAUAGAAGUCCAUGGAACAAACCAUUAAAUACAUGGGAACGGGGGGAGGGGGGUUAUAUAGGUGUAUUUCAGAUCAGUGCCAAGAAAAAAAUAUGGAACUUUAACCUUCUUACAUUUGUACAAGUGUGACUUUGAUUGGUGCUUUACAUGUGCUGCCAAUUUUAUGUGCCACCUCCUGCUGCAGUGUUACCUAUACAGGCAUUGAGCACAGAAUUAUGGGAAAGCAAGCUAUGCAUCCCUUAUACUUGCCGCUUCAGUCUUCACCCCAUAAUUCACCUCUCACUGCAUCCAUUGCAUUGCCCUAUAGCCUCAUACCUGAUCUAUGGAUUCUAAAGGUUCAUCUUUAAUACUAUGUUACUGGCUCAGCAUUCUAAGCAACCUUUCAAUUAGCCUUGUUUCUUUUAUAGAUUUUGAAUGAUUUGCUUUCAUCUUCUGACUCUUUCCAGCUUUCAAAUGGGGGUCACUG